UCUCCAUGUGACUUUUUUUGCAUCGGUGUGUGGUUUAGCCCAGCUUCCCUCAGCUGGCUCUGCUCUUCUUUCAUCGUCCGGCAUUUGCACCCACUUGUGCUUGUAGCAGAAUGGCCCCCGCUGGUUGACGAGCUGCGCAGACUGGGCUGGAUUCUCAUCAAAGCUCUGCUGCGCUUCACCUUCAUGUUCAUCAAUAACUGCGUGGCGAUUCCAUCCUACUGCUUGUACCUGAUCGUCUUGCAGCCGCUGAGGAUGGUGCACAGCUCUGCUUUCUGGCACAUUGAGGGCGUCAUGUUCCGGUGGCUACUGGCCAUGGUGGCGUCAUGGGGCUGGUGUGCAGGAUACACAGUGACAGAGUGGGGCGAUGACGUGAGGCCGAUAUCUGAAGACGAAGCAAUGGUUAUUGUCAACCAUCAGGCCACCGGGGACGUCUGCACUCUAAUGAUGUGCUUGCAGGAUAAAGGAACGGUGGUGCGGAAGAUGAUGUGGUUAAUGGACCAUGUGUUUAAAUACACCAACUUUGGCCUGGUGUCUCUGAUCCAUGGAGAUUUCUUCAUCAGACAGGGCAAAGCGCAUCGGGACAAGCAGCUCAUUUACCUGAAGAGUCACCUGGACAAGUAUUACUACAGCCGCGACAGGAAGUGGAUCGUUCUGUUUCCUGAGGGUGGCUUCUUGAGAAAAAGGCGAGAGACGAGUCAGUCGUUUGCCAAGAAGAACGAUUUACCCCAUUUAACACACGUGACACUGCCACGCCUCGGGGCCACUCAGGUAAUCCUGAAGACGCUUGGACCGCAGCAGGAGAAUGGCAUGCUGGGAAAUGAUACCAGCUCGUCAGCACAGAAAGAUAGUAAAUCUAAAGGCCUGCAGUGGGUAGUGGAUGUGACAGUAGCGUACCCUGAAGCCAAACCCAUGGACAUCCAGACGUGGAUUUUUGGCUACAGAAGUCCCACCGUCACACACGUGCACUACAGGAUCUACCCAGUAAGAGAGGUACCGGUAGAGACCGAGGCUCUCACAGACUGGCUCUAUCAGAGGUUUGUGGAGAAAGAAGAACUUCUCGCUCACUUCUAUCAGACAGGAGUGUUCCCUCCAUCAAAAGGCCAAAAGGAGGCCGUUUCCCGGGCGAUGACCCUGGAUCUUGCGUGGCUGUGCGCCAUCCAGUCGUUUGCCUUCAUCUCGGGCUACAUGUGGUACAGCAUCCUUCAAUACGUCUACUGCUGGCUCUGCUCGCUGCUGUGGUGAAGAGAGAGAGAGGGGGGGGUGGAGAGCGAUGGAAAAAUGGAUGAAAGAAGGACGAUGAUGGAGGAAGGAGGAACAGCCAUUAAUGCUGAUCUCGGAUCUGUUGAAAUGCCACAGACGCCGUCUUAACUCACUGGAUGGCAAGAUGAUCUUGGAGGAAAAUUGUAUUUGAUCCCAAACCUGCAUCCCAUCUGGGCGCGUGCGCGCGCGCGCACACACACACACACACACACACA
This is a messenger RNA of Neoarius graeffei (lesser salmon catfish), 1475 nucleotides long. RefSeq names its product lysophosphatidylglycerol acyltransferase 1 (gene lpgat1). The record is from RefSeq and is a predicted model, not a curated record. The annotation marks the transcript as partial. The transcript is spliced from 8 exons. NCBI's taxonomy places the organism in Eukaryota, Metazoa, Chordata, Actinopteri, Siluriformes, Ariidae. Gene Ontology annotation, cellular component: endomembrane system. Gene Ontology annotation, molecular function: acyltransferase activity.